Papaver somniferum (opium poppy) is the source of this 1074-nucleotide messenger RNA. RefSeq names its product PLASMODESMATA CALLOSE-BINDING PROTEIN 5-like. The transcript is spliced from 3 exons. The record is from RefSeq and is a predicted model, not a curated record. The coding region runs from base 224 to 820 and encodes 198 amino acids. NCBI's taxonomy places the organism in Eukaryota, Viridiplantae, Streptophyta, Magnoliopsida, Ranunculales, Papaveraceae.
UUGGAUGACAGACUGCUGAGUUAUGUUUGGAGUUUCUGCACCGACUUCUCACACUAGAUUUACUCUCGAUCUCCACUUCCAACGGUCAUUUACAUCUCUAAUUCCGAGAACCCUAACUGCCAAACUUAAAACUCAUUCGAAAGCCCUCAGUUUGUAUUCAGUUUCGCUUUUUCCUUAUCUAAAAGAAAUCUGAAAAUGGCUUUUAUCUAAAAGAAAUCUGAAAAUGGCUUUAACACUUUCCUCUUCCUCCUAUUUCCUCUUUCUCUUCCUCUUCGUAACUCAUUCAUCUCUUCACUGUUUUUCUCUUCAAUAUUCAGCAUCAAAACCCGAUCACAACGAAAACCCAUAUCUCAAUUCAUACUCAAAAUCAAACAACAAUGGUGAUGAUUCACAGAAGAUGUUAUGGUGCGUUGCGAAGAACAACGCAGAAGAUUUAGCUCUUCAAACAUCAUUAGAUUGGGCUUGUGGUCCUGGUGGUGCUAAUUGUGGACCAAUUCAACAAGGUGGUCCUUGUUAUGAUCCUUCUAAUUUUCAAUCUACUGCUUCUUUUGCUUUCAAUGAUUACUUUCAGAAGAACAACAAAAGUGAACCAACUUGUGAUUUUGGUAACACUGCUGCCCUAACUUCCUUAGACCCAAGUUACGGGAACUGCAAAUUUCCAACAAGUGCUCAAGUAGUGGUAAAUGGGGGUUUCACUGGAACAGCACAGGGUAUGUCAUCAGGUCCCGUUACAGGUGAUACAAGCAACGGUCAGAUUGGUGGUAGCUGGGGCGGUCAAGGUUUAGUCAUAACCAUUCCUUUGUUACUAGUUGUUAUGUAAGAUUUUUAAGUAGAUGAUAGGCUGCUGUUAUUUUGAUGCUGCACCCCUUGCUAGUUGAUGUCCAGACCAGAUUAGGAUUUUGUAAUUUAUGUUCUUGGACUGGACAAACUCUACCCCUAGUUCUAUUGAAGUGUAAUGAAACGAAAAUCUACAAAUGAGAUGCUAUACGAAUUCCAGUCUAAUGGUCUUCCUUUGAAAUGUAAUAUUAUGUAAUGAAAUGAAAUGAAAUCAAUGAAUGAGAUGACUCAUUCCAA